UCCGUUGGGCUCGUACCCGACCCGGAAAAGCAGGGUUUCCUCAGUCAUAAACCUAUUUUUGUUGAGAGAGAACUCAGAACUCAGAACUCAGAACUGGCAACUAAAACAGUUUCAAUCAGCACCACUGCCGGAAACUUGCUGAUUCUCUCGGACAUUAAUCACAGAAUCCAGGUAAUGUUUUUCAAUCCCAAAUAUUUUAGGUUCAUUUCCAUUCAGCUUCAGGUUCUCUGGAUAAUCAAUCACAGGUGGUGAAAAUCUCAUCAAUUUGAGCAUGACCCAUCUGCACAAAUUGAGAACAGCAUCCAUUCUCAAAUGGGUCUCCUCAAAUUUUGAUGAAAACCACUUCAGACUGUUAGGAACCCCAGCUCGGCCAAUUGGGUCUUUCCCCAGUGCCCAAACCCCUAGACUCUACAGAACUAAAAGGAACCCUGUAACUGAAAGCUGUGAAAUUACUUCGCCUGAAAAUGCUGGUCGAGUUUCUCGUGCUGUUCGACGAGAAGCGCAAGCUGCAUUGUUGGACUAUUUGUAUGGUACUAGAGGCUUGCACUUUGCGGAUGCAGAGAAUAUGAGCAAAAACUCACCGCAUUUUCUCAACAAGCUUUUGAAUUGCGUUGGUAAUGAUAAGGAAAUCCGGCAGUCGGUUUCCCGGUACUUGCUUUACCACCCUGUUAAUGAGUUUGAGCCUUUCUUUGAGAGUUUGGGUUUGAAACCUUCAGAGUAUGUUCAUUUUCUUCCACCUAAUUCCAUGUUCUUGAUCGAUGAGAGUCUGUUGCUCCACAAUUAUGCUGUUUUGUGUCAGUUUGGGGUUGCGCGUAAUAGGAUAGGGAAGAUUUACAAGGAAGCUACAGAAGUUUUUCGAUAUGAUUUUAAGGUUUUGCAAUCAAAACUUCGAGCCUAUGAAGAACUGGGUCUCAGUCGAUAUGCUUUAGUUAAGUUUAUUGUUGCUGCUCCUUAUUUGUUAGUUGGGGAUGUAGAUGUGGCAUUUGUUGAGGUAUUGGAGAAAUUGAGGAGCCUUGGAUUUGAAACCAGUUGGGUUCAGGGGAACUUAUCGGAAUCGGAUUCUUAUAAUUGGAGACAUAUGCUUGGAGUUCUGAGUUUUCUUAGUGAUAGUGGUUGCAGCAACAAGCAGUUGGGUGUAUUACUUGGCCAGCAUCCAGAUUUUGUGUUUGAGGCUUCAGGGGGAAGGACAUUUUUACUAAUUGGGAUCUUUCUGAAAUUUGGAUGCUCAAUGAGCCAGAUAUGUUCAAUGUUUCUGCAGUUUCCGCAAAUUGAAGUUACGAAAUUUGUUUCGAAUAUGAGGAGAUGCUUUUUGAUCCUGCAUGAAAUAAAAAUGGAGUUUACAGAGAUAGGGAAGAUUGUGCAUUCUCAACCCCUGCUACUGGGUUCCAUUGCAUUGAAAAGUACCAACACCUUACUUCUUCACUUAAAGAUCGGGAAGAAGGAGCUGUCUAGAUACAUCCAGGAGAACCCGCAAGAAAUGAAGAAUUGGGUAUUUGGUAGAACACUUAGGCCAUUAGAGCUGGGAGAGAACCUCAGAUCAAAGACACACAAGAUGAAGUUUUUGUUAGAUAUAGGAUUUGUAGAGAACCCUAACAAAAUAACAGAAGCGGUAAAUCAGUUUCAAGGCAAUGGAUGGGAGCUUCAGGAAAGAUUUGAUUGCAUUGUGGAAGCUGGUUUAGAUCGUGAUGAAGUCUGUAAACUGAUUAAAAGAUAUCCUCUAGUUCUUUGUCAGUCAAAGAAACUUCUAGAAAUGAAGAUUGAUCUCCUUGUAAAUCAUUUGUGUUAUCCCUUAUCAACUGUGCUGUCCUUCCCAAGAUAUCUUACCUGUGGAAUUAAAAGGGUCAAGCAUAGGGUAUUCAUGUACAAUUGGCUCAAAGAUCAAGGAACAGUUGAACCUGGUUCUGCCUUGAGCACUAUUUUAUAUCCCUCAGAUCUAUGUUUUCUGAGGAAGUUUGUAAAUCAUCAUCCUUGUGGUCUUGAAGUUUGGCAGGAUUUGAAGAAUAAAAUUUAUUCAGAGUAAAACAUUUCUCACUG
Messenger RNA from Rosa rugosa (rugosa rose), 2034 nucleotides. Its product is annotated as transcription termination factor MTEF18, mitochondrial-like. Bases 272 to 2020 code for a protein of 582 amino acids. Gene Ontology annotation, molecular function: double-stranded DNA binding. Gene Ontology annotation, biological process: regulation of DNA-templated transcription; chloroplast organization. Gene Ontology annotation, cellular component: chloroplast. The transcript has a single exon. Lineage: Eukaryota; Viridiplantae; Streptophyta; Magnoliopsida; Rosales; Rosaceae. The record is from RefSeq and is a predicted model, not a curated record.